CCUUAUCAGCAGACGAAAAAGCUAUCGUUUUGAAAACUUUUAAAUUAGCUAGUAAAAAUUCCGAAAGAUUAAAACAGGACGAUCUCAAGGGAUUUUGGAACUUCAUAAAUGAAAUAAUGAAAUUUUUCAUGACAGAGAAGCCCAUAUAUACUUCAACGAUAUUUUUAUCAUUUUAUUUAAUUACCGGUUCCCUAUUUUAUUAAUGGAAUUUAAGAUUCAGGAAUAAACAAUAUUAUAUAGGUAUUAAAUAAUAUAGGUAUAUCAAUGUAUUAUUCAAACCCCUGGGUCUAGAGAUUUCAAAUUUUGUACACACGCCCCUUAUACAACACGUACACGCAAGCUUUAAAAAAGGGCCUUUUUAUCUAUUCAACUCAAAAUUUGAUGUAUCGAUCAAGGCACAGCCCAAACUGAGAUACGAAGCUUGAAAUUUUGCCACCUUUAAAUGUGUCAAAAGGACUUUUGGGGGUCACGAAUAGAUGAAAGACUGUUUCAUUACAUAUCCAAUUAUUUAUUUAAUGGAGGUAAUGGAUCUCACCAUAGCGACGAGGUACAAAUUGAAACUUUCAAGAAUUUGUUUAUUUGUUCAGUGAGAGGUACAGUGGACGAAAAACUAGAUUUUAUAAAGAAAUCGAUUGGAAAUAAGAAAUUUGUAGAUGGUGAAUUACCAUAUAACGAACUUAAAGAGUUUGUAGACAGUAUAGUGUCAUCGUAUGUUCAAGUACAAAAUGCAUCGAAGAAUAGGGAUUUGCAAUCUUGGCAUUUCAACGCAACAAAUCCACAAAGUUUGGUGCGUUUUUCUGAGAGCAUUCUAGAGCAAUUCGACCAAAAUUGUAUAGGCGAUAGAGCAUUGGAGGGGUGGAUUCAAACGGCUACAUUGUUUGCACAACUGCAAAAGCUUCUGUUUUACAAUUUAUUUGGUGCAGGUGUGAGUAAAAGCCAUGACGUUAAAGACCCUCACAUGCACGGGGAUAGUGACGAAAGUGUUUUGAUUGGUUUGCAUAAAAAUUACGAACUAUUGCCUCGUUUUACAGGCCCUGAUUUGCCUGCACACUAUAAGAGCUUGCUAGAUAUAAGCCAAAUGAUUUUUUUGAAUGCGCACCUCCCCCAGGAAAACCAAAACGAAUGGAGGCUGCUGUUUUCAACCGACAUACACGGUGAAUCGUUUUCUACACUUAUAGGAAAAAUUAUGAAUCAGGGCGCCACAGUCAUUAUAGUUGAAGAUAAUCAUGGCCACAUUUUUGGUGGAUUUACUCCUGUUAGUUGGGCAAUGAAACCGAAAUUUUAUGGUGACAGUGGCACUUUCCUUUUUACUUUGGUUCCUAAAAUGAAAGUUUAUCAUUCAACUGGCUAUAAUGAUCAUUAUCAAUACCUCUGUCUUAAUCAACAAACUUUACCAAAUGGAUUGGGAAUGGGCGGUCAGUUUCAUUAUUGGGGCCUUUGGUUAGAUCACGAUUUUGGCCAUGGUCAGUCCAGUGAAAGCUGCACGACCUUCAGUGAAUACAGUCAAUUAUCCAACACUAAAAAUUUUCGUAUUAAGAACAUUGAUGUAUGGGGUGUGGGGAUGCCAGAAGAAGUUGAAACUACCGACGAAGCACCCGCUAAAAGUGUUCUCGAUACCAAUAUCGAAACCAAAGCAGUUUUACAAUUAGCUGGAAGGAAAAUUCAUAGUGAAGGAAUACGUGAAGAAAGUAACUAGUAGGUCUGUUUGACUAUAAUGGUACAAAGCAAUGGUACCAAUGAGUCAUGAUAAUCUAUUGUAGUAGUUGACAGCUUUAUGAUCUCCGAAUCUUCAAAAGUAUUACAGUUUCUGUUCAUGAAUACUGAUCAAAUGUUGUUUGUCAGCUUGAUUACAAUCAUUUUAACCGUCACGUUGCUGUACUUUUUACAAGUUGUUGAUUUUACUAUUGGGGGCACAACAUUCCAAAUUUUUUUUAUUGCAUUUUGGUUAUUUCUUUUUCAUUUGCCUCACUUAAUAGUUUUUUGUGCUGUGCAGGGUAAACAAGAUUCUAGUCAUGUUAUUUGUAAGAUCUACAAAAAAGACCAUAUUGAUUAUAAAAUAAUCUCUACAAAAUGAGUUUUCCAAGAUUACUUAUCGACUCUUACAAUUAAAUGAUACUAUUUAGUCCUGACAAAAGUAUCUAUUUAAUAGUUAAAAUUAAUUAGUAUAGGUCACGAAAAUUGCUGUGCCUUUAUGAAAACACAUUAAUCAAUCGUUUUACGCUUUUUAAGAAUUAAAAUAUGAAAACUGAGAAUAAGAUAAGUACAAAGACAAUUAAGUUAAAUAAAACUA
Messenger RNA from Agrilus planipennis (emerald ash borer), 2290 nucleotides. Its product is annotated as TLD domain-containing protein 1. NCBI's taxonomy places the organism in Eukaryota, Metazoa, Arthropoda, Insecta, Coleoptera, Buprestidae. Bases 443 to 1696 code for a protein of 417 amino acids. The transcript has 6 exons. The record is from RefSeq and is a predicted model, not a curated record.